CGUCCUGUAGGAACUUCGCUCUUCUGUCAAACCGACAUGGCGAUAGCCGCUUCAGUGUACAAUUUGCUCUUCAGGAGAACAUCAACUUUCACCAUAAGCAUUAUGGUGGGAGCAGUCUUCUUCGAACGAGUGUUCGAUCAAGGAGGAGACGCUAUAUUCGAAGAACUGAAUCGUGGGAAACUCUGGAAACAUGUCAAGCAUACUUACGAGAACAAGGAAGAGGAGUGAUGCUGAGCUGCUGCCAGUUCUGUUCCUGAAUGAAUGUUCUGUCAUCGUCAGUGAAGAAACAGCAUUGUUCAGUUGUAUCACGUCCUGAUCCAUCAGGAGAGACACUGACCUGAAUAUCUUGAAAUCUUUCAUUUUUUGUAGUUGCUCACAGCACCAGCGAUAAUAAGAGCAAGCUGUGUUCAUUAUUAUACAUUCAACAAUUAUAUUUGAUGUCUGUCUUCAAAGGUGUGUACUGCAAAAUGUUAAGUCAAAAGUCCUCCUUUUGUUCUUGUAAAUUGUCUCAGAACUCUUCUCAGCUAUCAGAAUGGCCUUCAUUGAAGUCACUUAUCAACUGUUAAAAUGAGGCAAAGGUUUUCUAAUGGGUUUUUACUACCUCAUAGUACUGAGAGUUUUACAGCUGAUUGCAAGAAAGGCAGCAGUAUUACAGACAACGGAAUCAAAAUGAACUAAGAUGAAAGUGAAUUUAAUUGUUCUGCAGCCAGAAUUUGUUUUAUAAUACAAAUCAGAAAUGUUCAACCAAAUAAAUAUAAUAAUGA
Messenger RNA from Megalops cyprinoides (Indo-Pacific tarpon), 764 nucleotides. RefSeq names its product cytochrome b-c1 complex subunit 9-like. NCBI's taxonomy places the organism in Eukaryota, Metazoa, Chordata, Actinopteri, Elopiformes, Megalopidae. The record is from RefSeq and is a predicted model, not a curated record. The transcript has 2 exons. Gene Ontology annotation, biological process: mitochondrial electron transport, ubiquinol to cytochrome c. The coding region runs from base 37 to 228 and encodes 63 amino acids.